Ichthyophthirius multifiliis is the source of this 975-nucleotide messenger RNA. Its product is annotated as tyrosyl-tRNA synthetase, putative. Gene Ontology annotation, molecular function: tyrosine-tRNA ligase activity; ATP binding. Gene Ontology annotation, biological process: tyrosyl-tRNA aminoacylation. NCBI's taxonomy places the organism in Eukaryota, Ciliophora, Oligohymenophorea, Hymenostomatida. The transcript is spliced from 2 exons. Gene Ontology annotation, cellular component: cytosol. The record is from RefSeq and is a predicted model, not a curated record.
AUGUAUAAAAAAUUAUAUAUAAGUUCUAAAUUUUUAAUUAAAAAUAAAAAAUAAAAUUUUUCUUAAAUAUAUAUUCAACCACCAGCUCUAUUAUUAAAGAAUCGGGAAUUAUUAUAUCAGACAACAAAUGAAAUAUUAUAAUCUCAUGAUUUUUUUAAAUAAUUGAAAACAUAAUAUCCAUAAAAAACUCACUUUUCAGCAUAUGCUGGAUUUGAUCCAACUGCAGAUUCUUUGCAUUUAGGGAACUUAGUUUCAAUUUUGACUAUGGUAAGACUGGCUCUAAUUGGAAUAAAGCCUAUUUUUUUAAUUGGAGGAGCCACUGGUUUAAUUGGCGAUCCUUCAGGAAAGAAUUAAGAACGAGAAAUGCUAAGUAGAGAUUAAGUAACUGAAAAUUUAAAAGGAAUUGAAGAUAUUUUAAGAAUUUCUGGAAGUUUUGAAAUAAUAAAUAAUUAUGAAUUUUAUAAAAACAUGAAUAUCAUAGAUUUUAUAAGAGAUAUAGGAAAAUAUUUUAGAAUGAAUACUCUUUUAAAUAAAGAUACCAUAGCUAAAAGAUUAGAAACAGACUAAGGAAUAUCAUAUACUGAAUUUACUUAUACAUUAUUAUAAGCAUACGAUUUUGAAAGACUAUUUGUUGAUAAAAAUUGCGUAUUAUAGGUUGGAGGAAGUGAUUAAUGGGGAAAUAUUACAAGUGGAAUAGAUCUAAUUAGAAGAAAACAUAAAAGUGAAGCUUUUGGUAUUACUACAAAUUUAAUUUUGACUUCUUAAGGCAAAAAGUUUGGUAAAAGUGAAGGAAAUGCAUUAUGGAUUGACUCUAAAAAAACAAAAUAUUAUGAUGUUUAUUAAUAUUUGAUUAAUACACCAGAUUAAUAAAGUAUUUAAUAUUUGAAAAUGCUUACUUUUCUUCGUUUAGAUUAAAUACAAGAAGUUUAAUAUAAAAAAAAAUAUAUUAUAUGUAAUUAUUUAUUUAUAGAUUGA